GCAUUCGGUCUUUGUUGCUGCAUGCAGGCUUUCUCUAGUUGUGGUGAGCAGGGCCUACUCUUUGUUGCGGUGCGCAGGCUUCUCAUUGUAGUGGCUUCUCUUGUUGCAGAGCAUGGGCUCUAGGCACACGGGCUUCAUAGUUGUGGCACUCGGGCUUCAGUAGUUGUGGCUUGUGGGCUCUACAGCGCAGGCUCAGUAGUUGUGGCACAUGGGCUUAGUUGCUCUGCAGCAUGUGGGAUCUUCCCAGACCAGGGAUCAAACCCGUGUCCCCUGCAUUAGCAGGCGGAUACUAAUCCACUGCACCACCAGAACACUGGCUCUAUGCACGCAGGCUUCAGUAGCUGUUGGACAUGGGCUCACUAGUUGUGGCUCACGGGUUCUCGGACGCAGGCUCAGUAGUUGUGGCACAUGGCUUAGUUGCUCCAUGGCAUGUGGGAAUUUCCCGGACCAGGAUCAAACCUGUGUCUCCUGCAAUGGCAGGCAGAUUCUUAACCACUGCGCCACCAGGUUCUGGUUACAGCUACCCCUCGCCAUAACUUUUGAACUAUAUUUGGAAAAAUACUGGCCAGAAAAAAAAAUGAUAAAAUUUUUCCUCAUGGUGAAUAAACAAGGGCAGACCCGACUUUCUAAGUACUAUGAACAUGUGGAGAUUAAUAAACGUACGCUUCUGGAAACAGAAGUCAUAAAGAGCUGUCUCUCUCGAUCCAAUGAACAAUGCUCUUUCAUUGAAUAUAAGGAUUUUAAGCUGAUAUAUCGGCAGUAUGCAGCUCUCUUCAUUGUGGUCGGAGUUAAUGACACUGAGAAUGAGAUGGCGAUUUAUGAAUUCAUCCAUAACUUCGUGGAAGUUUUAGACGACUACUUCAGCCGAGUGAGUGAAUUAGAUAUAAUGUUUAAUUUGGAUAAAGUACACAUCAUUUUGGAUGAGAUGGUGUUAAAUGGCUGCAUUGUGGAAACGAAUAGGGCAAGAAUUCUUGCCCCUCUACUAAUUCUUGAUAAGAUGUCAGACAGCUGAAAACAGAAGGCUCUGCCAGACAACAUCGACUUAUAGGAAAUGAGGACACCAUGGAAUACCUCUCAACAUCACUAGCCCAAAAGAACCUGGAAGACCAAACACUGCAAAAUGGGCUGUGCUUCCAAAGACAUUUUAAAUAGGUGUUUUCCACAGUUCCUAAAUGGAAAACAAAACUGUAUUUUAAAACAUGAUGCACAAAGAAAAAUUUUCUCUAAACAGAGAGACAAGUUUUAUUUUCUGACCAUAAGCAUUUUUUUUCUCUUGUUUAGAUUUUGUGGAGUACUGAGGGAAACUCUUUUGGUCUCUGCUUCCCUUUGCAAAGGGAUAAAUUCAGGAACAGCAUCAUGGGGUGGGAAGCAAAUGUGGCACCUCUCUAUUGGCCAAUAAACUUUUAAAAUUGACUUGAACGUGCAUAGCACUUUGAAUAAUACUGUUUUCUGAAUGCUAUCUUUUUCCUUAAAAAGUCGAAAUGUGUGUACCUAAUGAAAAUUGCAGAAUCAAAUAUUCUUUGCCGGUUUCUAAAAGCCUGAUAUCCAUUUUAUGGGUACUUGGCAAUUACAAUGACAUCAUGUAAUUAACUCUAUAGAGAAUGUUACUACCUAAUAAUGAAUCGCUAAGACAGCCCUUAUAGCUAUCCUAUAUGCCAUAUUGUAAAGAGUUGGUCUUAUUAGUAAACUUAUUUGUAAAUGAAAUUUAGUUCAAAGUUUAAAACCAGAAUGCAAGAGAAUAUGUCUGUUCAGGUUGCCAUGAAAUGACUCCGUCUUCCCCUCCCUUUUAUUCCUUCAACCCCUUCUCCUGGAAUGUGCUGAAGCAAAGAAAACUGCUAAGUCACUAUAGAAGAGCAAUGCUCUGAUCCUCCCAAACCUUUCUGUAUAUAUGCUUUUCUUUCGUAACAGUAGGAGAUACAGAACUGUCUUUAAAACUUCACUUACAUAUUUCAAAGUUUGCAUCUACCAGGCAACCAGUCAAUAAUGGACUCCAAAAGCAAACCUUAGUUGUUUUGGACUCAUUCAGGAAGGCAGAGGAAAGGCUUCUGACCUGCCAGAACAGUGAAUGGUAUGCAUUAAGUAGCCAAGGUCGGGGAAAAGCCCAGUCUAGAUCAAAGUACUUUGGAGGUCUUUCUGAGACAUAAUUAGUUGGGAAACACUGGCCUAGUUGGUAGGCACUUCAUCAGUAGCACAUUCAGGUAACUGCUGAAACUGGUACACCAGAAGUAACUAGGGAGUGAAUAAAAUUAAUUUUGGGGUCACACCAAAAUAGCUUUCAAAUAACAUCUUGGCACAGAUUUUAGUACCUUGAGAGAAUAACAAUUAAAAUAAAUACUAGGUAGAUACCACUGGAAAAAAUACUCCAGAGGCUAGUGUGUGUGUGAAGACCCAAGUAGAUGUCUCACAGUAUUUGACUUAUACACAAAGUGAACUCUAAUGUGACCCUCUGUUGUGUGACAGGCUGUGUCAUCAUCUCACUUCAGGUUUAUUGCUGAACUGUGACUACCAGCUUUAAGUGAUUUUCAGACUCAUGAAAUUUAUGUCUCAGAUUGGUCAGCUUUACCUUGUUCUUGGACUUUUAGUUCUACAGGAAGAUUCCUGACAUUUCAGAGUUACUCACUGUAUAAGACUCUUCAACUUUACCUGCUGUAGCACCAGGAUUCAGCAAACCUUUUCUGCAAAGGGCCAGACAGUAAAUAUUCUAGGCUUCGUGGCCCAUAUGGUCUUUGCUGUAACUACUCAGUUCUGCCACUGUAGUGCAAAAAAGAGCCAUAGAUUAUACAUAAAUAAGUCAGCAUGGCUGUGUUCUAAUAAAACUUUAUUUCUUUAUGGACACAAAUCUGAAUUUCAUAAAAUUUUCACAUAAGAUAUUAGCAUUCUUUUUUAUUUUUUUCAACCACUUAAAAAUUUAAAAACCAUGUUUAGUUCAUGGGCCAUACAAAUGCAAAUGGCAGGCCACAGUUUGCUGACCCCUGUGCUAGACUAGUCUUGGUAAAAGCUGGCUAUUGACAGACAUUUUAGAGACUUAAAUAAUACACAUAAACUGGAUUUUAAUUCUACUGCUAGUAUAAAGUUCUAGUCAUGCAUCCACGUAUUGAGACAAUCACCACCACUGUUUUCUUCAUUAAAGCAUAGGUCAUACGUUUAUAUAUUGCUAUUAUGUUUUAUUUUAACUUUUAUUCUCGCAGAGAACUGUGAAGCUAACAAUAAGGUAAAUUAUGUAAAUGCUGCCUCUGAUUACAUAGUCACAACAUUCUCAUGCAGAGAACAGAAACACUACUCAAAUGAUUGACUGCAAUGGGAGAAAUCUCUUCUAAUGUAGAAAGGGAACGUACCUUUUAAACAGGUAAAUUGUGGGCAAUUCCAAAAAAUGCUUUUCACGCCUAUAAAAGCCAUUUGGCUAAAUCAGACCUAGUGACAUUUCUUUUACCUAGAUGCAUAGAUAUGUUAAGUCACAGGAAAAUGGAAAUAUAGCCCCUUUUCAAAACCAGGAAAUAACAUUAUCCCAGUGGCUUCUUUUCACACUAACACAACAUUCAAAAAUCAUUCUUGGAUCUUAGACUUACACAUCGCUGAAGAUACAAUGGUAAGUAGCAUAUUUGGUGUUUAAAAAGUUAACACAAAUAACUUGGCUAUUUUUUACCUGAAGAAUACUUUAAAGACAGAAUACAAGAGUUGGAUCACAAGCAUGUAAACAUAUAUUUCUCCUAGCUUUCCAGUUUCAGUAAGUGUAUUUACACAGAAAAAUACAUUUCUUCAUGUAGUAAUUUAAAAAAACUAUAUAUCUCAAUGAUUCAAAAUGAAAAGUAUACAGCUAAGCUCUUAGGUCUGAUGGCUGCAGUGAAACAGUCACAUGACACAGUUUUGUACGCUGCAAACAUUUUAAUGAUUAUUGUUGAGAAUACAUUUUGGAAAUUUUUUUACUUCAAACUGCAACAAGUUAAAUAAAUGUUUAUAAUAUACAAAGAAAAUACAACCAAAAGUAAAACUUGCUUUAAGUGUGCCUUGCACCUAAACCAGUAUUUUCUCCCCCUGCUUAAUAUAGCUUUAUUU
Molecule: messenger RNA, 4053 nt
Organism: Physeter macrocephalus (sperm whale)
Lineage: Eukaryota; Metazoa; Chordata; Mammalia; Artiodactyla; Physeteridae
Gene: AP4S1
Product: adaptor related protein complex 4 subunit sigma 1
Exons: 7
Coding region: 209-1012 (267 amino acids)
Biological process (GO): vesicle-mediated transport; protein transport
Cellular component (GO): intracellular membrane-bounded organelle
Source: RefSeq, a predicted model, not a curated record